Ceraceosorus guamensis is the source of this 465-nucleotide messenger RNA. RefSeq lists its product as hypothetical. The transcript has 2 exons. The record is from RefSeq and is a predicted model, not a curated record. NCBI's taxonomy places the organism in Eukaryota, Fungi, Basidiomycota, Exobasidiomycetes, Ceraceosorales, Ceraceosoraceae. The annotation marks the transcript as partial.
GUGUGAGCGUGUGAGCGGAUGCUGACAUGCCAGCUUACGAAGCAGCGCGCAAUGAAUGUGGCCGCGAAAGUACAAGUAGCGGCCACUACGAGCUCAUCUUCGUCUCCUCCUCUCUCCCUCACGGAACCGGUUUCCCCCAAAGCUUGCAGCAUCAGCGCUCAUCGACCCUCCACUCUGCUUCAUAACACAUCCACUGGUUGGAUCUCUCUCUUCAUCCCCCUCCACGUCCCCAUCCCUACAACGAUGCAGCCCAUCCUCUUGUUCUUGUUUGCCUUUUCGGCCCUCGCCUCCUUCUCGCUCGGCAUGCCUCUCGGGGACACCGAUGCCUCUUAUGCCUAUGGCCCCCUCAUGAGCCGCGACUGCUCGUGCAAGGGCAUGACCAUCUCUACGCCGCCGGUAGACCAACUUCCCAAAUGUGCCGACGGCAGCAGGGCACUAUCGGGCAUCAUCUGCUGCAAGGUCUAC